GCUUAGCAACGCCCGCUGCCGGAAAUGGGCUUGGGCGGUCGCGAAGAGCAUCCGCUUCUGGGCGGCAAGAUGGCGGCGGUCGGCGGUGUGGCAGGAGAAGCGGAGGAGGCGGUGUCGGAUUGGAUUUUGCCUUCAGAGGAGGAAGUCUUAGAAUCUAUCUACUUGGAUGAGCUACAGGUGUCUAAAGGAAAUGACAGGUCUGAACCCUGGGAAAUCUCCAUUGUUUUACAUCCAGCAACUGCAGAGGAUCAGGAUUCUCAGUAUGUCUGCUUCACUCUUGUCCUUUCUGUGCCUGUUCAGUAUCCAAAAGAAGUGCCAAAAAUAACAAUUCAGAAUCCUAGAGGGCUGUCAGAUGAACAGAUUCAGAAGAUUUUGCAGACACUGCAAAAUAUUGCUAAGGCCCGACUUGGUACUGCUAUGUUGUACGAGCUAAUAGAGAAGGGAAAGGAAAUCCUUACUGACAAUAACAUCCCGCACGGCCAGUGUGUGAUUUGCCUGUAUGGCUUUCAAGAAAAUGAAGCUUUCAUUAAGACUCCAUGUUACCAUUACUUCCACUCAUAUUGCCUUGCCAGUUAUACACAGCAUAUGGAGGAGGAGAAACGUGCACAGAAGAAAGAAAGAUUACCAACACUGGCAUCUCAGUCAAAAGAGGAAGAUGAUGUGCCAUGUCCUGUUUGCAGGAAGCCUCUGGUGUAUGACCUUGCAACAUUGCAAGCAGCACCGCCACCUCAACAGCCAAUGGAAGUGUACCAACCAGACACAGCGAUGAAGCUGCACAGAGAACAAUUGAGCUUGAUCUAUCAGAGACAACAAGCAAAAGGAGGCAUUAUUGAUCCUGAGGCAGAGCGCAAUCGAUACUUCAUUAGCCUGCAAAAGCCAAGAACCGUGGAACGGAAACAGGAAUUUCUUUGGACUCUUCCUAAAUUGGAGAAUGAAGGUGGAAAUUAUCUUAAUUGGAAAAGACGACUGGAAUUAUUCCUGAAUUCCAAAGAGGCUGAAGUCUGUGACCAAGAUCCUCCAUCACCUGAAGAUGAGGGAUACAUUGACUGGCUCCAGAGCGACAGAUUGGUGAGGGGAAUCAUUUCAUGUUCUCUAUCAGAUAGAACCUUUGAGUUUGUAAGAAAUGCUGAAACAGCAAAAGAAAUGCUAGCAUCAUUGGAAAGACACUACAGUAGAGUCUCCGAUGCUGAAAUUAUGCUAAUUUAUCAAAAAUUGUUCACAGCAAGAAUGGAUUCAGAACAGAACUUAGAUGGUUUUCUACAACAUAUACGAUCUUUAGUUGACCAGCUAAGAAUGCAUGGUGAAAAAAUUGGAACUGCAGAAAGGAAAAAUAGAAGUUUGAUUGAAAUGGCCAGGACCAUGCUUCUAUAUUCAAAAUUGCCAGAGUUUCUGUGGGCUGAAGCCACACUUUCUGCCUGUUAUCUACAAAAUAGGCUACCAAGUGGAGGAAGAAACGCAACUCCUUACGAACUGUGGUACGGUCACCCGCCUUCUGCCAAUCAUUUGAGAGUUUUUGGAUCUAAAGCCAUUGAAUUUUAUCCCAAAAGUGAAAAGAGCUGGGAAAUUUGAUAGAACCGCUAAAGCAUUGAUCCUUGUUGGAUAUAGUCCAGAAUACAAAAGUUACAGACUAUAUGAUCCGGAUAAUAAAUCGAUAUCUGUGAGAAAAGUGAUCUAUAUUGAUGAAAGGAUUCAGAGAUCUAAUAAAGAUUUUUUUGGUGAGACUUCAGAACAACUUCUCUGUGAUAAGUCUUUCAUUGGAGAUUUCAUGCCAUUUGUUCCAGUGAGUGAAGAUGGGGGAGCAGCGCCAUCCCUGAACUGCAUAAGUCUCUUUUGUCAUCAAGUUUCCAGUCCUCAUUGAGUAGCUAGGCUAGAGUCAGGGCUAAGAUGAGGGAUUCCUUUCCCCACAUUCCUAUGCAUGUUUUCUAAAAGAGAUUUCUCUUUCCUCCUGUUUGCCACUGUCUGCUCCCACCCCCCUUUGAUGAUGUAGUAAUGGAAUUCUGUGAGGGAAUUUCCUCUUUAAGUUUUAUUGCCCUGGGAUGGCCAUGUGGCCAUUGACCAUGUUUCAGUAUUCUGCUUUUCUUUCUACCAAUGAGGAUGCACAUUUGCCUCUUUCUAGGCAAAAUGUAGAUGCAUUGACCUUUUUCCUUUUUACCUCUUUAGAAGAUGACAUAUUUAGUAAGCUAGUUAGCCCCAAGACCUUUUCUAUCAAGAAUGUAUUUCUUUUAUUUCAAUAAAUAUUUUUGAACCAAAA
This is a messenger RNA of Anolis carolinensis (green anole), 2251 nucleotides long. It is a transcript of the gene rnf25, whose product is annotated as ring finger protein 25. Gene Ontology annotation, cellular component: nucleus. NCBI's taxonomy places the organism in Eukaryota, Metazoa, Chordata, Lepidosauria, Squamata, Anolidae. The record is from RefSeq and is a predicted model, not a curated record. The coding region runs from base 25 to 1569 and encodes 514 amino acids. Gene Ontology annotation, molecular function: zinc ion binding; nucleic acid binding; protein binding. The transcript is spliced from 11 exons. Gene Ontology annotation, biological process: protein ubiquitination.